Ostrea edulis (European flat oyster) is the source of this 2481-nucleotide messenger RNA. Its product is annotated as atrial natriuretic peptide receptor 1-like. The coding region runs from base 1 to 2481 and encodes 826 amino acids. Gene Ontology annotation, molecular function: peptide hormone binding; ATP binding; protein kinase activity. The record is from RefSeq and is a predicted model, not a curated record. Gene Ontology annotation, cellular component: membrane. Gene Ontology annotation, biological process: receptor guanylyl cyclase signaling pathway; cGMP biosynthetic process; protein phosphorylation. NCBI's taxonomy places the organism in Eukaryota, Metazoa, Mollusca, Bivalvia, Ostreida, Ostreidae. The transcript has 19 exons.
AUGUUUGGAAACUCAUCUGAAUUUGUCAUCAUCACACACAAUGUCUUAGUGACACGACAAAGCAGUAUGUUGGCAUUUUGUAUCAUUCCUUUAUUGUUGACCACAGCAGUGUUAUCCAAAACAAAUAAACCGAAAAUAAUCAUAGGCGUAUUCAUCGGCGACGAGUCAUUACCAUUCGGAAUACAUCAGAGUGGGUCAAUCAUUGAGUUAGGACUUCGGAAACUGAAUGAACUGGUUGCAGAUGAAUUGGACGUGGAAAUUAUUCGAUAUAUUUCUGGACUAGAAUGCAGCAAAGAAGGACUUUAUGCUACAGUUGUUUCUGAGAUGCACCACAAAGGAAACAUCACAGCAAUAAUUGGACCAAUGUUUCUCAUUACGUGCGAUAAUUUUACCCUCAGGAAGUUGAUGUUGAUUGCGCACUCGAUGGGUAUGACAAAUGGGGAUUAUGUGUUCCUGUAUUUCUUUGCAUUCAAUGGAUUCGCUAAUGGCGAAGUAAACUGGAAAAUGGGAGAUGAAAAUGACGAGAUUGUGCGAAAAGUCUUCCAAUCGCUGUUCCUCGUUGGUGUGUUUCAACCGGAAGCCGAAGAAUAUCAAGAAUUCAAAUCUCACAGUGCAAGACGAUCUCUGGAAAUGUACAACUACAGUUACGGCGUAGAGGAAGAUAUAAAUCCAUCCGCUUUCGCAUUUUAUACCGCCUUCACACUAUAUGGAGAGGUUUUAAAGGACAUAAUCCGUGAUGGGAAAGACUUCAGAGACGGCAAAGAGAUCACAAAAAGGCUAUGGAACAAAACCUUUAAUGGGGUAUCCGGAAACAUAUUUAUAAAUGCCAAUGGUGACGUUCACACUGACAUGAUGAUUCUGGAUAUGAAUCCAGAAACUGGCAAAUUUGUUUUGAAGCCUAUGUCGGAUGGUGGAAGUCUAUGUAGCAGACCAAUGGACAACAGAGUAGCUUCGUACAAGGGGUCCAACGUUCAUCUUUUCGAAUUCACGAAAAAAUCGUUCUCAACCAAUCGAACACUAUUUCUGGAAUUAUUACAGUUGAGAGACGUAAAUUGUACCAACUUGACAAAAUUCAUUGGACUCACUGAGAGCGCCUCUAAUCAGCCGUAUGCCGUUACUGAAUUCUGCUCACGUGGUGAUUUGAGGGAUAUUCUAGCAAGGGACUCAUUCAAAUUGAACAAGGAAUUUAGAAUAUCCUUAAUACGUGACAUAAUUCAGGCAAUGGAAUAUAUACACACUUCUAGCAUCCAGUAUCAUGGGAAUCUUACCAGCAGAAACUGUGUCAUUGACAGCAGAUUCGUUCUUAAAGUUACAGAUUUUGGAAUACAAUCCUUGAGGGAUUUUGAAGUCGAUGAAUGCAGUGAAAAGUGUCUUUGGGCUGCCCCUGAACUUCUUCGAAAGUCGGUAACGAAGACCGACAUAACUGGGAUGCAGUGUGCUGACAUCUACAGCUUUGGUAUAAUACUGUAUGAAGUUCUUUCUCGGAAGGAACCUUUUGAAGAUGAUCGAGACAUUUUAACAUUGGAUGAGGUCAUAACGAAACUGAAGCAUGUCAACCAUAGACCAUUCCGGCCACGUCUAGACUUCGUAAAAAUCAACAAAGACAUAGAUAGACUGAUGAAGAUGUGCUGGGAAGAAGACCCUAAAUUACGACCGAGUUUCCAAGCCAUACGGAAAGAAUCUAGAAAACUACGAUGGGAUAGAUCUGGUGACAAAUUACUUGAUACACUACUAUCUCGUAUGGAGAAAUACGCUGAUAACCUGGAAGGCUUGGUUGAAGAGAGGACACAGAACCUGAUUGAAGAGAAGAGGAAAUCAGAGGAGCUACUCUGUGAAGUUUUGCCGAGAAGUGUCGUCAACACAUUGAUGAGUGGCAGAGUGGUGGAACCGGAAGCUUACACGUGUGUUACGAUUUAUUUCAGUGAUAUCGUUGGGUUUACGGAAAUUUCAUCAGAGAGUUCUCCAAUGCAGAUAGUUGACCUGUUAAAUGAUCUGUACACGUGUUUCGACAAAAUCAUCGGCAAUUUCGAUGUUUAUAAGGUUGAGACUAUUGGUGAUGCAUACAUGGUUGUUUCUGGUCUGCCUGUGAGGAAUGGAGAUCAACAUGUUGUAGAAAUAGCAAAGAUGUCAUGUUCUAUUCUACAGAAAGUGAAUGUUUUCAAAAUUAGACAUAAACCAAACACGCCACUGUCGGCACGGAUCGGCAUCCAUUCUGGACCGGUUUGCGCUGGUGUGGUUGGUCGUAAGAUGCCACGGUACUGCCUGUUUGGUGACACAGUAAAUACAGCGUCACGCAUGGAGUCGAACGGACAGGCUAUGAAAAUCCACUGCAGUGAAAGUACGCGUAAUCUACUUGUUGGACACCAUGAAUUUGUAAUGCAAGACAGGGGAAAUCUACAAAUCAAGGGGAAAGGAGUUAUGAGGACGUACUGGCUUUGCUGUGAAAUAGAGGAUGUGUCAGAUAAUGUCACGAAUGUUUAA